This is a messenger RNA of Trichoderma harzianum CBS 226.95, 1713 nucleotides long. RefSeq lists its product as hypothetical. Lineage: Eukaryota; Fungi; Ascomycota; Sordariomycetes; Hypocreales; Hypocreaceae. Bases 1 to 1713 code for a protein of 570 amino acids. The record is from RefSeq and is a predicted model, not a curated record. The transcript is spliced from 2 exons.
AUGGAGGCUCCAACCGUCGCCGUCAACGGCUGCACCAUCGUCGGCGUCUUCCAGCCCGCAUCAGCCAAGUACCCAAAAGCGCUGGACAUUUUCCACGGCAUCCCGUUCGCCAGCGCCCAGCGCUUCCGGGCCGCCGUGGCGAUGCCCCCGUCCGAGGCUUCAGGCGUCAUCGAUGCCUCGCGCCCUGCGCCCUCACAGCCGAUCCCCAUGGCGCAGCACGCCACGGCAGAAAAUCCGUUGACGCUCAACGUGUUCCGGCCGUCGGUGUCGGCGUCGGCGUCGGAGUACGUGGUUGGGCCUGAGAGCGAGGGCGUGAGGGAUCUGCCCGUGGUGGUUUACGUUCAUGGAGGGGCCUUCAACUUUGGGUUCCCGCUGGAGAGGGAUCUGGCGUCGUUUGUGGCCUGGGGGGCGAGCCAGGUGCUGGUUGUGAGCGUUUCGUAUCGGCUGGGGGCGCUGGGGUUCUUGGCUGGUGCGCCGGAGACGCAGGAGCUGAAUUUGGGGCUGAGGGACCAGAGGCUGGCGGUUGAGUGGGUGAAGGAGUGGAUUGGCGAGUUUGGGGGGGAUGCUGGUGAUAUCACGCUCUUGGGGACAAGUGCUGGGGCGCAUUCGGUUGGUCAUCACUUGCUCAACCCCUCUCCUCUCCCCUUUCGUAAGGCCAUCCUCGAGUCCGGAUCUCCAACUGCACGCUCUGUGCUUUCUCCUUCACAUCCUCGCAACGUAGGCCAUCUAAACGAGUGCAGCAUGUACGCCAACAACAGGCCUCUCGACAUCCUCCCCAUCGACUCUCUCAUCGAAGCCUCAUUCACCGUCUACGCCAUGCACCACACGCCCGUGACUUGGCCCUUCCAGCCCGUCAUUGACGGUCCUGGAGGUGCCAUCCCAGACUUGCCCCUGAACCUGUGGCGCCAGCUCGUCGAGUCGGGUCGUGCCAAGGACAUUUCCGUCAUCACCGGCUUCUGCUCUCAUGAGGGCACGACUUUUGCUCCGCAGCAUGCCUCCACCAGCGCCGAAUUCCGCUCCUUUUUCCAGAAACUCAUUCCUUCUUUUUCAGCAGACGACCUUGACGCUCUCGAGCUGCUGUACCCUGAUCCCCUCAUCCACCCAGAUUCCCCCUAUCUUCAGCCCCCCGGCAUAGGAGGUCCUCAGAAACGCCCGUACGGAGCGCAGUUCCGCCGCAUCCACGAAGCUUACGGCCAUUACGCAUAUAUUUGCCCUGUUCUUCAUACCGCACACACUUUAUCUCGAGCUGGAGCCCGUGUAUAUCUUUAUGAAUACGCUGCUCUUUCAUCACCAUUCAAGGCAGCUUCUCACGGUGACCAGCCUCCCGCCGUAACUCACGACCUAAACAUCCUCGAGUCAACUCCAGGUCUCAUAGCCGUCGCCAAGGAGAUGAAUCACCGCUGGGUCUCCUUCUGCUCCUCACCCUCUGGUACACUCAACCAAGACGACCAAGAGGAAGCUUGGCCCCUGUUUCAGAGUCCCCUCGGAGACGAUAGCUCCGCUACGUCUUUCUCCGGAGCAGGAAUCGGGGAGCUUCUCGUCUUUGGAGAAGGCAAUGACGAAGCUGCGGGAGGAAGAAAUCAAGGCACGCCGGUCAAGACGAGGAGACUUACAGACAGGGAGCUGGAGCAGUGCCGCUUUUGGUGGGACCGCAUGGAGUUGAGUCAGGGGAUGGGUGAGCGAGGCACUGCGUCGGCUUGGCUGAAGGCGUAA